This is a messenger RNA of Prorocentrum cordatum, 1414 nucleotides long. Lineage: Eukaryota; Dinophyceae; Prorocentrales; Prorocentraceae. The record is from the annotation of a GenBank genome assembly.
ACAGGCUUGCCAGCGGUAAACCCAAAGAGACAUCAGACAUAUUUCUCAGGCCUCCCAAGAGACCUCCCCGAAGAGUCUCUACGACUCCGCGUCGGCGGACCCGGCCGUAAGGCCGCUCCAAUACGCGCUUACAAGCACCCAGACAACAGCAGGUACAGAUGUGCAAGCGCCCAGGCAACAUCAGGUCAUGUAGGAGUGACCGAGAUACUCUAGAAACUGAAACGCCAUGGCUGUAGUACACUGGGAACCAGGAGGAGAAAGAGGAGCACGAGACAAAAGGGGGAGGAAAAAGAGGAAGAGAGAGAUUUGAGGAGGAAGAGAAGACCACAAGCUGCAGCGAACGCGGGCGUGAAUUGUGAUUUCCGCCACCGUGCCUUCAGCACGAAGUGGAGUGCCACAAAGCUCAUCAAGUAUCCGAGUUCACUGGGGAAAGGCUUGGUAAACAUUGCCCAAUGGCUUGGCAAUACUUCGGCCCAACGUUUGGCCACGUAGGCGGAUCCACCAGGCAGGGGGCAGCGGUGGUUCGCUGCAGGCGCCUUCGAUAAAAGCAAGCGAGGAACCUCGCCAGGAGACGCUGCCAAGGCAUCGAGUGAGCAAUCCACAUCGACGUAGAUCUGGCCAUGGAAUCAGAAGGCUUCGGCUAGGGACGGGGCGAGCGCGACAAGCGCACGCAGCAUGCCCGAUCUGCCGAACGCCGUGCUUGAUGAGUGAAAAUUACCCAGUGGCGUACCCAACCCUUUCUACACAAUUGGCGAAUACAUCUGGGACCGCUAAGCAGAAACAAACAUGUUGAUUGACCACAUUGCGCGGUUCGCAGCCCCGCAGGGAGCCGCGAGGUCUCGACGAGGGAGAUGACGACUGAACAAGAAAGAGAGAAGGCUGAGGGGAGGGGAUGAAGGAGGAGGCGGAGGCGGAGGAGGAGACUUGGACAGCACAGUGCUCUACUCAAAACAAAGCCCAACACAGGAGUGUUGGGAAAAGCUGCAAGGGCCUUUUCUGCUUUCAACGGCGUACAGGACCAUCCGACCCUUGCAGUGUGAGGAGCGUUCGUGCUUCAAACGUUGGGGGCGAGGGCAAACACUCGCGUGGGUCUGGGCGACUCGCCCACACGAGUUGCCAGCCGUGCUGUUCGCCGAGAACAGCCCAUCAAAUGAUGCGCGAGGACGUGGCGCCAGGACGCCAUCCGCCCGAGCGAGCCGCCGAGGCCCCCCCCCCUCGGCGCAGGUCCCGCCAGAGGUCCCGCAGCGAGCGGGUGGGGGGAAGCGAGAAGGAGAAGGCCUCCUCGGAGGGCGGCGGGGCUUCUCAGAAGCCCUCGCGCCGAUGGGAUUGGCAACGACUGCUGGCCGCACGAAAAGACAACUCAAUAUUCAGCAGCGGACUCGGGCAGGACGCGUACGGGCACUCCUCCUCCUUC